Molecule: messenger RNA, 4007 nt
Organism: Harpegnathos saltator (Jerdon's jumping ant)
Lineage: Eukaryota; Metazoa; Arthropoda; Insecta; Hymenoptera; Formicidae
Exons: 4
Coding region: 577-2451 (624 amino acids)
Biological process (GO): protein peptidyl-prolyl isomerization; protein folding
Cellular component (GO): cytoplasm
Molecular function (GO): peptidyl-prolyl cis-trans isomerase activity; cyclosporin A binding; zinc ion binding
Source: RefSeq, a predicted model, not a curated record
GCAACAAAUACUAGAGAAAGAUUUCCGGAGGAAUGCUACCGUAGUAGUACGCGCGCCGUGUGCCGUGCGGAUGUGUGUGCGUUUGUGACGUACGCGCGCGAGAGGGAAAGAGAAAGAGGCGGACAGUAUUGUGUAUUCCGAACGACGUUUUGUUUACAUAACGAGAGAUGAUGAUUCGACCUUUGAGAGCUAUUCGCGCGAGCGACACAUAAGAUUCCGUGAGUGAAUCGACCGUCCAGUCCACUACACACGGCAAUGGUGAUUGCGAACGGUGUGAACGUUCGUUCGACUCGUUCUCGAAAACAUGGCAACUAUAAGAGAUCCUCCUUGUUUUGUCGUGUAUAGCAUGAGGCAUAGAUCUUGCACGCUUCGAUCAUUCAUGUCGCAUAUCAUCUUAUCAUUCACGUGCCGCUCGGAGGAAAAGGAGGAGGAGGAGGAGCGAGCAGGCGUUACGUGUAACUCACAGAACGCAAGUCGCAUGAGGAUUUUAGAGGUUAAGCUGCGUAGGCGCUAUGGGACCGAAACGCCAUCGCUCACGUCAGAGCACGAGACUGGCGUUACCUGCGUUCACGAUUCAUGCUGGAUCCGAGCGUGUUAACGGACCUGGAGGAGCUGACGCUUUGCAGUUACUGCAAGCAGAAGUACAAUGACGCGGAGCAAUGUCCCAAGUAUCUCAGCUGUAAGCAUUACUUCUGCCUGCGCUGCAUCGAGAGCAAACUAUUCACAGAAAAAGCAACGAGACGCGAGGUGUUGUGCGCGCAUUGCUGGAAGACGAUGGACCUGGGUGACAAGGAGCCGGAUGCUCUGCCGACUCACUCUCCUCUACUUGCCCUCGCUAACAAUCUGUCCCACCUCAAACUCACGACGAACAACGCGCCCGGCAAGCCCGGUGAUAAGGAGAGAAAGAGUGAAAACUGUCAUACGCACGGGAUGCCGUUGGCAUUGUGGUGCGCAACAUGUUGCACGGCGCUCUGUAGGGCGUGUGCGACUCCGCAGGAGCACCCGGGUCAUCAAAUCAAGUCGCAAACCGAUGCCAAAGAACAGCUCAUAUCUGACGUACAACUGGAGUUAGUCGCCGUAGGUAAACUGUCGACGGAGAUUCAAAGACUGGCUAUGCAGCAACGCGAAUUUCUUAUCAAGGUGCUGGAAGCGUGCGUCACGCUGAAGACACAUGUGGAGACAGAUCUGCAAAAUGGUUGGAGCCACUUCCCCGAGAUAACGGAUGCGCGCGAAACCUUGGGCAAGACUAAGGCCGGCCUGCAGAUGAGCGAGACACCGGGCGACGUGUAUAGUCUGCAUACGCAACUUGUGCUUGAGAAACAGAGGUUACAGUCCAAGUAUCAAGAGAUGAUGCUACAAUGCCAGCUAGACGAUCUAAUCGGGAAUUCCGGCGUGAUCUUCGACUUCGCGCUGCUGAAGCAGGCAUUAGCUGGCAUUCAUACCGGAGAUCCGAUAGUCUCUCAAGGAAUGGUGGGCAAUAGCGGUGGCGGUCGAUUGCAGAAUCAUCUGGCGGCUUCACAGAAUCCGAUAUUAUUUCUCGCGAAUUAUUGUAUGUCGCAACUGUACACGCGUCAUGUUGUCAGUAAGCAACAACAGCAGCAGCAGCAGCAGCAGCAUCACAUGCAGAAUGGUACGAUCGAAUAUCAUUCGACUAUUAUGCCGCAACAGCAAGCACCACCGGGCUCCGUUCAUAUCCAUCAAGGCCCACCACCGCCCCCACCGCCGGUCCAAACAGGCCCGCCGCAGCAACUUCUCAUUCCACCCGGAUCACCGUCCGUCAAACCCGUACCAACCGCGGCAUCCAACGCUAUGCUACAUCCACAGCAGCAACAGUCGACAUUCAUGACCGAUACGGUCGGUAGCAGCAGUAGUGGCGGUCUGGUAACCGUACAUUCGUCCCCUCAAGCACCGUCAAGUGGAAUAACGGCGGCGAGUCUACGCGGCCCUACGAAUCCGUAUCCUCUGUACUACUUCAAUAUCCAAGUGAACGGCUCGCCGCAUGGUCGCAUCGUGAUCGAGGUGAGACCGGACGCGGCGCCAAAAAUGUCGAAGAACUUCAGUGUGCUAUCGACAGGAGAUGUUGGUUACAGCUACGAAGGCUGCACAAUAUUCCAAUGUUGGGAGGGUGAGUCCGUGAUCACGGGCGACUUUGAACAGAACAAUGGCCGUGGCGGACGUAGCAUAUUCGAUGAGGGCUACUUCAUGCCGGAUGACACCAAAUUUCCAGCGGUGAGGGGCGCGGUGGGGAUGCGACGUACGCAGAAGCGACACGAUAACCUAGGUAUGGUUGGCUCGCAGUUUCGUAUAAUACUGCAAGAGAUGCGCGGCUUCACCGGCAUUUUCGGUCACGUGGUCGAGGGACUGGAGUUAGUGGAGAAGAUAUCUACGUUCGGCGACCAGACCGGCAAGCCUACUAAGAAUAUUCUAAUCACGAAGUGCGGUAAAUUGUAACAAUUACGCACGACGCGGUUAUCGCGCGGUUGUUGACGUAUCGUAUACAGUUUCAGGGGGUUUCAGAAUGUUGAUUAAUACCCCGUAUAUAAACCAGCCGUAUAACGUUUUCCCGUUGUCAGAAGAUAGAAGAGAAGGAAGUCGCGACGGUAUGCCCGAAAUAUGCGACCGUGCGCGCGUGCGUUCGGCUAUAAAAAAAAAAUAUGUAAGGGAAAUAUUGAAAAAGAGAGGGAAGAAUCGCGUAUAUGUAAUUGUCUAACGACGGGAGACAAUUAUUAUUAUUUUAUUAUUAAACAUCGCCGUAGAUGUCCGCUCCGGAGGUACCGUCGCGGUGAUCAUUAGCUCUACGAAUCCUCGAACGCUCUGUACGAGCCACGCAACUUAAUUAACUGUUAACAAUAGUGUCUAAAAAGAGAUGUCGAAUCUAUAUUUUUAAAACGUGGGCGCGUGUGAGAGAAGAUAUAAAAAAAAAGAAGAAAUAAAGAUCCAUAUUUUGCUAUUGACCGGGAAUCUGACAAGAUUCUGUAUUUAAACAAUAACGACGAUAUGAUCGACAAAACACACAUACGUACCUCAGAGAUCGAUCGUGAUAUCGAUUACGACUUCUAGCUGAUAUGACGAUUUGUUUUUUUAGAAAGAGAAAGGUCCGACAUUUAUUUUGGCUAUCGACGUUAUUCCGCUAUUACUAUAUAUCGUUAUUUAUAGUUGAUAAAGCGUGUCGCGCGUACCGGGACGAGAUAGAUAGAAUGAGAAUUCGCUGUGCGACUCCACAGUAUAGUUCUCCAUCUGCGGGCGCAGCUGAUAUUUUAGGGCGUAGAUAGAUGAAUAAACAACAAGAGGCAACACGAGUAGACAUGGAAUUUAAGUAUAGUAAAAAAAAAAGUCGAGAAACGAGCUAACUGUAUACGCGUGUACAGACCAGACAUACAGACACAUAUAUGUGAGCGCACGCGCAUGCACGCACACAGUAUCCGGUUCCAUUCGUAUAUCGAUGAAUAACGCACGUUGAAUAUAUCGACUCUUGUGAUUCUCUCGUGGAUGACAAACAGGUACAUACGCACGCGUGCGCGCACCUUUGCAACUUUGUCUAAAAGUCGUGUCUCACAAUUCCGUAUACGCAGGCCUCGUUUAGAAUAUUUAGCUAAAAAGACGACAAAAAACGGCGAUACGUAGCUAAUAUAAAAAAAAGUUAAUCUACGUAUAAAGCACCUGUCGACAUAGGUCACGCGCGUUCUUCCGUUCCAGGAUUGCGAGAAAAGGAAUCAAAAGGGGAAAAAGAGAAACAAAAAGGAACAUUCGUAACUCGCGCGCGCGCGUUUCGCGAGGAAGAAUUCCAGCGCUCGCUCGAAUACGCGAGCCGUUCUCUUUUUGUUCUUUUGCGUCCAAAAUAGCGAACUGACGUGAAUUAAUUGUAUUUAAGAUUAGAUCUCAGUAUGCAAAUAUAUGCAAGGCCUAAUUAUUACUACUACACUACUGUUACUACUAUUACUACUAUUGCAUAGACCAUAAGCCUCGUCAUCGUCUAUUUGAGAAACGAACGAAAGGAAAAAAAAAAA